AUGGCCUCAAAACACCAAAGAGAUGUGAAUUGGAAACCACAAGAAGUUGUGCAAAGGUUUUUGGAAAAUGAUCUGGGCAGGAGCGGAGCUGGGGUACGAUCACCGCAAGUUAUUGCUUCUUGGUUCAAGAUCAUCAACCACCAAUAUUCUCUAUGGAAGACACGUUUGACAAAGGCCAAUGCAAGGCAUGUGAGUGGCUCCAAUCUUGAAGAUAUGGAUAUGCGAGCAUCCAAUCUACAGUACUCAUCGAUGGAGUUUGCCGAGCAUCCAUAUGCGAUCAUUCGAAACACGGCCGUUAGCUUUUGCUCCGGGGAUAGACUUUGUCGUACACAAGCAUCUAUCUUCUAG
Molecule: messenger RNA, 348 nt
Organism: Prunus armeniaca (apricot)
Lineage: Eukaryota; Viridiplantae; Streptophyta; Magnoliopsida; Rosales; Rosaceae
Source: the annotation of a GenBank genome assembly